AUCCGGUUCUGUGCCGGAUUGCUUGUUAACCAGUCUGUAAAUCUUUUGAGUGGAGAAAAUACAAAGGAACGAAAGAUCACAGAGAUGUAACCCACCUAUAUCUUGAGGAACUCUUGUUAUCUGAAAAUGGCGAAAAUCCGCGCUAUGUCAGAUGAUCCUGAAGACCAACAUGAGAUGCUCAAGAAGCUAUCAUUCUCUCCCCGAGCUUCAGCUACUUGUGAAGUUGAUUUCGAAUGAAACCUUUUCCCGUUGUCCAAAUAAAAUGUUAUCAGUCCCUUGGAUAAGUCACUGAUAUUCCUUGUGAGUCAAGUCUACUAAAAUAAAAUAAAAUAAAAAGCUCUGGUUUUGAAAACUAUUUUCUUGUGCUCAAUGAUUCUUCACACCUAGAAAUUCUCUAGCUCGACCAAGUCGGGUUAAACCAUCUAAAUACAACGAACUCAUGUGCUUGAGCAAUGCCUAAUAAACAUUGACAUAAGGACACAAACAUAUAUAAAAGUUGAUAACAAUAUUAAAAUCACUUCUUUUUCCCAUAUUUUCCUUUCUUCCUAUGAACAAUCUCAUCUGAAUACGAGACUCCAUUACCCUUGUACGGCUCUGCCGGCCUCCACUUCUUCACCUUUAUCUAAAAUUUUAAUCUUCUUAUCCACUUUAACAUUUAGACUAUCUGGUAUCUCAAUCUUAACCGGGUAUGAAAACCCUAGAUUCAAAACCAAUUCUUUUCCUUGGACUAUCGCAAGAUAACUAGCAUUUCGUUGGCUCUUCUAGUUUCCACGGUUUAUAGGAAACUAAAACAAUCGGCAUAUGUAUUGUGCAAAUUUUGUAAGAUAUUUCGGUUACAAAUGGCAUAUGGAUGAACACAUGAUCGACAUUAGAUCUACGCUUGAGGGAAAAUUAUAUUUUUAUUUUUAUUUAAAAUAUACUUUAAAAUUUCAGAUAAUUCUUAUUAUUAUUAGUUUUAAUCGUUUAUCUAAUUGAAAUAAUUUAAAUUCGUUUUUAUUUUGUAGAUAAUUUAUAUAUUUUCAUUACGGGUAUAACAAUAUUAACCAUUCUAACUUUUAACCUAAGAAUCCUAAUACGAAAAGUCACUUCGCAAAUAAUAUAUAUAUAUUAUGUUAUUAUAUAUUAUGUUAUUUUAUUUAAAAAUAUAUAUUAUGUUAUUUAACAAAAAAAAAAAUGAAAAUUCGGUUGAAUGGGUAGACCGGUCUGACCAGCCACCUAGAAUAUACCUACCCGCGACGGUCCAGCUCUCAAAACAUUUGGGGUUUUAGGGUUUGACGUUCUUGGCUGUACAGCGAAAGAGUAGUGCAGUCUUCUGACUCUUCGUCUUCAAUAAUUUGUAUUUGAUCUGAAAAGAAAUGAACCAGUUCGUGAACUGAUUAGUUUCCGUACUAACCAUCCCCGGCGGCAUUUCUACAGUAUCCGGUGAGUUUCCAUUUCUUUAUCUACUUUUUAGGAUUUUUGAUUGCCUCCAGUGUUAUUUGUUAUUCUCGGCUGCUUACUACUAUAUUUUUGUUGGUUCCAGCGAAAAUUACAGAGAGAUUCGGAAGCAAAAGCAGCUCAGUAAUCUUUUAGCCGUUUUUUUUAUAUCCAUAAAGCUUUAGGAUCUGAAGAAGAAUGGCUCAUAGGGAUAGGAUAAGUCAACUUCCUGAGGAGUUACUCUUGAGAAUCCUAUCCUUACUACCUGCGAAAGAUGUGGCAGUCACAAUGGUUUUGUCUAAACGAUGGAAGUUUCUAUGGACGUUAGUGCCAACACUUGAAUACGAUCACGCUACGUACCAAAACGCUGAAGGCACUAGAUUCUCGCGGUUUGUUUACAGUUCUUUGCUGUUACACGAGGCGCCAGUUCUAGAAACGUUGCGUUUAAAACUUGAUCGGGAGUCUGCUACUGCCGUAGAUAUCGGGGUAUGGGUUAAAACCGCCGUUAAACGCUAUGUGCGCGAGUUAGAUAUCGACAUUAACAGCCCUUCGAUUUUGACUCCGGUCACACUUCCAUGGAGCUUGUUUGCCGGAGGAUGUAAAACGCUUGCGACGUUGAAACUAAGUAACAUGACUCUUGUGGACGCUUCUUCGUCCUUGCCAGCUUCUUUCCCGUCUCUUAAAAACUUGAGUCUCGUGAAGAUGAAGUACCCGAGUGAGGAAUUUAUCAACAAGCUUUUAGCUAGUUGUCCUGUUCUUGACGACUUGGCCGUGGAACUGUGUAGUGGCGACGGGGUGACCGUUCUCGCUGUUCAAAUACCGUCUCUAAAGAGUUUAUCAUUGCGAAAACGACCAGACACGGAUGAUGACGAAGCUUAUGGUUUUGUGAUAGAUACUCCUUCUCUGGUGAGCUUUGACAUUGUUGAUCAUUGCGGUGAGCUUUGUGUUGUGGAAAGUAAUAUGCCUGAGAUUGUGUAUGUGAAUCUCGACAUUAAUUAUCGUCGUCCCUGGAAGAUGUUGAGUUCUCUUUCUUCAGUCAAGCAGCUCGAGUUAUGUUUAACAUCCUCAAAGGAAUAUCCUGUUGGAAUUGUUUUCCACAAUCUUGCACAUUUAAUGAUAUGCACAUGUGAGACAGAGUGGUUGAAUCUACUUUUGUGUGUGCUCAAAGAUUCACCUAAGUUACAAGGCCUCAGGAUUGAACAGUACCAUAACAUUCGAACGGGUGAACAGCGCCCCUGCUGGAAGGAACCAAGCUCAGUUCCUGGAUGUGUGUUAACGAGUCUUGAAACUCUGGAAUGGGUAAAAUACGAAGGAACAGAAGAUGAGAAAGAGGCAGCAGCUUUUAUUUUUAGAAACGCAAGAUUUUUAAAGAAGGCAACUAUUUCCUCCUCAUCUACGGAUCCGGUCAAGAAACUUGAGAUGCUCAAAGGGUUGUCAUUUCUAUCAAGGUGUUCAAGUUCCUGUCAUCUGACAUUCGACUGAAGUCACUAGAUAUUAAAGACAUAUUCAAUAGUCUAAAUAAAAAUCUUUUUGGUUGGGUUC
Molecule: messenger RNA, 2958 nt
Organism: Brassica rapa (field mustard)
Lineage: Eukaryota; Viridiplantae; Streptophyta; Magnoliopsida; Brassicales; Brassicaceae
Product: probable FBD-associated F-box protein At1g32375
Molecular function (GO): protein binding
Source: RefSeq, a predicted model, not a curated record